Molecule: messenger RNA, 1199 nt
Organism: Dioscorea cayenensis subsp. rotundata (Guinea yam)
Lineage: Eukaryota; Viridiplantae; Streptophyta; Magnoliopsida; Dioscoreales; Dioscoreaceae
Product: GEM-like protein 1
Exons: 4
Coding region: 122-907 (261 amino acids)
Source: RefSeq, a predicted model, not a curated record
CUAUUCCUAACGUGCUCCGCAGGGAUACCAAACACACCCUCGUCGUUCUUCUUUGCUUCUCCCGUUCAACGAUCGGAGCUUAUCGGAUUCGGAUCCUCACAGUGCUCCACCCGACUCCGAUAUGGAUCCGCAACCCGCUCCCGCCGGUGAUAACCCCGCCCCCAAGCAACCCCUCGUCGACGUUGUCCCCAAAUCCCUAGAUCCCCCUCCUCCCAAUCCCCAACCCUCCCCCAAAUCCGUCUCCUGGAGCCCCGAUCUCACGCAGGAGUCUCCGCCGCCGCCGCCACCAAUGCCGGAGGAGCACAACCCUUACGUCUCCGCGCCACCCGCCUCGUCGGCGAAGAAUACGAUGGAGACGGUGAAGGAUGUGGUCGGGCGGUGGGGGAAGAAGGUCGGCGAGGCCACGAGGAAGGGACAGGAUCUUGCGGGCAAUAUGUGGCAACACUUGAAAACAGGACCAAGCAUGGCUGAAGCUGCCAUGGGAAGAAUUGCGCAGGGAACCAAAGUUAUAGCAGAAGGUGGUUAUGAGAAGAUAUUUCAACAAACUUUUGAUGCACUUCCUGAAGAGAAACUAAAUAAGUCAUAUAUUUGUUAUCUGUCAACAUCUGCUGGACCAGUUAUGGGAAUUUUGUAUCUCUCUACUUCUAAGCUCGCAUUUUGUAGUGACAAUCCUUUGUCAUACAAAGUUGGAGAUCAAACUGAAUGGAGCUAUUAUAAGGUGGUGAUUCCUAUGCAUCAACUACGAGCAAUUACGCCUACUACAAGCAGCACAAACUCUGCAGAAAAAUACAUUCAAGUUGUCUCAGUUGACAACCACGAAUUUUGGUUUAUGGGUUUCGUGAACUAUGAUGGGGCUCUAACCUGUCUUCAGGAAGCAUUACAUGAUGCUCAUGACGCCCAACCCUAAUGAAAGCUUUCAUAUCUUUGUUGGCAUAACUUAUCUGAAGCUGCUGCUUUCUAUUGGGUGCAGAUAAUGUUGUGUUGAAUCAAUGAGCUUCACAUCUUUUGUGGAGUGAGAAAAAGAGGCACAUUUAUACAUUUCUCUGCCAUAGCUAUAAACUUUUACAGUGUUAAUUAUUUAAGUUAUUCUAAAUUUUUUUUUUCUCAAAUUAAUGUGAACUAGUACAAAUGUUGAUUACUAUGGUAAUCCUCAUGUUCACAAGUAUUGAAUAGAAGAAAUCUUGUGACUAUGCUGCAUC